Molecule: messenger RNA, 3708 nt
Organism: Closterium sp. Naga37s-1
Lineage: Eukaryota; Viridiplantae; Streptophyta; Zygnematophyceae; Desmidiales; Closteriaceae
Source: the annotation of a GenBank genome assembly
AUGGGCGAGAAGCUCCUUCCGGUCACCACCCGCGCGGUUACCCCCCGCGCCGCCUCCGCGGAUCCGUGGGGGCUGCUGCGGUGGGGAAAGUACUGCGGGAACGGCGGGGGGGAUUUAUUGCGCGCCGCGUUUCACAUACUCCCGUUCGCGUUACUCUUGGCUUUAUUCGCCGUCUCCUCGAAUUUCGUCCUUGGCGGCUUUUCGCAACAACCGUUUCGCCAAAGCCUCAUAGUUCCGCUGUCUGUGUCGAAAAUGUCGUCCCCUGCCACCACCUCCGCCGCCGCCGCGGCCGCCGCAAAUCUCGCCGCGCCGGCAGAGGGCGCUUCCAGCAAGUUUUCAGGUGAAGAGGGGUCCGUGUUUGGCGGAUUCGCGGAUCCCGCGGCGGACCGAGCGGAGCUUGGGGAGUCUGCGCAGGGAGCGGAAGUGGCGGAAGCGGAGUCCGCAAAAGCGGAGCUGGAGGGGGUUUCCGCGCGGAAAGCGGAGAUCAAAGAGAGUUCCUCAAAACUAUCGGAGGAGAGCGUAGCGGAUGUGACUGCAAGGAAGGAAAAAGAAAAAAGCACCGGCAGACGCGCAGGAAAGGGGAAGCCUGAGAAGCGAAAGGAGAAGGAAGGACGUCCGAGUGAUACAAACGAACGCGGGAUUCGGGAGGCAGCGGUGGUUGGCGAAAGCGCUUCUAAGGAAGUAUCGUCCAACCAGAGUGGUUCUGAUAACGGGUCGGCUUUUGAGGCGUCCGUUUUCGAGGCUAUUUUCGAGUCGCCUCAAAAUGAGGGUGAUUCUAAGAACAGGUUGGGCGGUGCGAGCCUGGUGGCGACUGACGAGAUUCGGAAUGAGAGUGCGGUUGUUGAGGAAAGUCAGGAAUUGAGUGGCGGUGACGUCGAGGCUGCAUUAACGGUGAAGACACCAAAGGAGGAGGCAUCGACGGGCGGAGAGACCUCUACGGGAGAGGCUACGACGGGGGCGACUGAGACUGUGGGGGAAGCAUCGGCGGAGGGGGAAGCAUCGGCGGUGGGGGGGUCAUCGGCGGGGGAAGAAGUACAGGCGGAGACAGCAAAGCAGCAAGAGGAUACCCUUGUGAAGAGCGCGUUUGUCGCUGUAACGGAGGGCGAUUUUCCGUCUCGCCUCGGCGUCCUCUGCGCCGCUCCGUCAGUUGCGGCGGUUCUCGCGGCGAGAAACGCGGAGGAGCAGGACCAAACCGGGCAGGCGCGAGCAAUGGCGGUGGUCUGGAGGGGCGGGGACGAUCUUUUCGGCGGGCUGCCCGGAAGGGAAGAGAUUCGGAGGUUGUUGGCGAGGAGAGGCAGCGGGGAUGCGGGGAACCAAACAGAGCUACUACAGCAGCAGAGGGAGGAGAAAGAGGGAGCGGUGGAUUCAUGGCCUGAGCUGAGGCUGAGUGACGUUGAGACGGGAGAUACCGGCAGAGAGGGCAUGGUGGAGAUUAAGGUAUCGCUGCGGCCAUGCAGGAACGGCAUUUCGAAUGAACCCGCAGGCACCAUCAGGCUGUGGGUGCGAGACGAGCUUGCAAUGACAGUUGCCAGCAGCGGGAGCUUGGACCUGACCUCCGCCGAGUCCUGCAGCGUAAGAGCCCUAGAAACGGCCUGCUUGGGCGGCUUGCGGCCGUCAGCAGGCGUGGCAGCCAUCAUGCGCGCCCACCCCGCCUCCGCGCUCUCCGCCCUCCCCCACUCCACCGCUGUGUACCUCGAGCGGGGGGCAGCUGCGCCUGGGGGGCACACGUGCGGGGGGUGCAGGGGAAACUCACUGAGGGACUGCACUCCUUCCUCUGCCGCUGAAACUUCACCUGCCGCUGCGGAGUCAAGAGCAGGAGAGGGGAAGGAUGCAAGCUUGGGGAUUGAGGAGGAAAGAGGCGAGGAGGGAAUUGGGGGAGGGGUGGAAAGGAGGCUUAUGAGUGUGAUGAGACGAGGGAGACGACUGCUGGGUGAUGGGGAGAGUGUUGGUGGGGAGGGUAGUGGAGAGGAGGGUAAGGGAGAGGAGAGUGGGGCUGUGGAGAGUGGUGAGAGCGCAGCGAGUGAAGGGGAAGGCAGCAGCGCAAGCACACGUGUAAGUGAUGGCAGCCCGAGUGGUGGUAGCAGCACAGAAAGCAGCACAGAGGGCAGCGCAGAGAGCAGUAAGGGCGAAGCAGAGAGCACAAGCUGGGAAGCAGUACAAGCGGAAAUGGCUCUGAGCAUGCUGAAGGCGCGGGAGGAGAGUGGCGAGGAGAAGAGCAGCACAGAGAGCAGUAGGGACGACUCAGAGAGCGCAGAGGAACAGAGCACAGAGGCAGUGCAGACGGAAAUGGCUCUUAGCAUGCUGAAAGGGCGCGAGAAGAGCGGCGAAGGGGAGGGCGGCGAGGGGGGGGGCGGCAAGGGGGGGAGUGGUGCUCUGAGCGCGGAGGCACCGAGUGCAGAAGCAGAGAGCACAGAAGCGGUGACUGCAGAAGCAGUGAGUGCGGAGGCCCUGAGCGCGGAAGCAGUGCAAGCAGAAAUGGUGAUGGGGAUGCUCAAGGGGCGCGUGGAGAGCGGCGAGUGGAGCUGCUUGCAGCUGCAGGUGGCGGAGGCGUGGGUGGUGUCGGCAGCAGCGGCGCUCAUCCACACUCGCGCGUCUCUCGAGGCCCGAUUCCUCCGAGCCCAGGCUACUGCCGGCACUGCCCGGGGGAUCCUAGGGUUGGGGGAAAAGGGGAGGGCUGGGGAGAGGAGGCUGGGGGAGAGGGGGAGCGGAGGUGGAGGGGAGGGGAGUGGAGGUGGAGAGGAGGUGAGCGGAGAGGCAGGAGGAGUGGUUGCGCUUGCGAGUGCGAAUGUGGCGGGGUUGGUCCCGUUCAAGGUGCAUCCGAGUGUGUGUGACUCGCGAGCCCCCACGCCCUUUGUCAACCGCCGCUACCUGCAGCAACUCCUCGUGGAUGAGCAACUCAAGACAGUGUAUUGCUUUGUGCCCAAGGCGGGAUGCACGGGGUGGAAGGUGUGGUUCCGGCAGCAGCAAAACCGCCCCAACGCUACAGAUGCGUGGAUAGCCCACGACCCAAAGCACUCGGGGCUGAAGCUGCUGGCAUUUGACAUGCAGGAGAGAGAGUUCUCGUUCGUGCGUAACCCGUACACGCGGUUACCAUCCGCCUACCUCAACAAGCACGUGGGAGGGGGCCCUCCUCACGACCACGAGUACUGGAACUCCCGCUUCUUCCACAACAUCGCUCCGUACUGGCAGCUGCUGGGUCUGACUUGUUUGACUUUCUUGACCCCCUUCAACCUGCCCCCUUGCCCACCCUUCCCCCUCUUCCCCCCUCCCUCCCUCCUUCAGGUGAUCCAGUUUCUGACCCGCCCCGACUACUUCAAGUUCACGUUCGUGCGUAACCCGUACACGCGGUUACCAUCGGCGUACCUGAACAAGCACGUGGGGGGAGGUCCUCCUCACGACCGCGAGUACUGGAACUCCCGCUUCUUCCACAACAUUGCUCCGUACCGCCAGCUGCUGGACCGCAACAAUGGUUCUGACUUGUUUGACUUUCCUGACUUUGUGGAGCUGACGUGGCACAUGGAGAAGAGCAGGCGGAGCAUCAUGGACGCUCAUAUCAUGCCAGAGGUAGGCGCUGGGUUGGGAGUGGUUGACUGGGUUGACUUGCUUGACUAUGUGGAGCUGAUGUGGCACAUGGAGAGGAGCAAGAAUGGCCGAGUGGGUUGUUUUGAAAAGUAUGAGCAUGCCGUGCCAUUAGAUACGAUUAUGUGA